UCGAGUGAAAGUCAUUUCACGGACGUAAGUGACGCUCAUACUGAAAGCCAACUGCUUUUGUAAAUUGCUAAAGGUAUGAUGGCCACCCCUUGGACCUGAAGAAAGUGAGAGGAGUUAAAGGAGCAGUUAUUCCACCUCAUCAGUUCAAAAAGAAUUGAAAUUGUGAAGAUUUUCUUGCAGAGAUGGAGACGGCCUCACCUCCGGGACAAAGUACUGACUCAGUCGAAGAUCGGACUGCUGCACAACGAUAUAUGAUUCGAGUGAAUGGAGUUUUACAUGACGUGAAAAAUGAAGACCCUCUGAUGUCUCUGGCUGAAUACUUGCGUUCCGUUCUACACCUUUGUGGAACAAAGACCAUGUGUCACGAAGGAGGUUGUGGCUGCUGUGUUGUUGUACUUGAAUAUGACAACCCCACGAAACCAGAGAAAAGAAUCAUCAAGUCAAUGAAUUCAUGUUUGUUUCCAAUUGGCUCCCUCCUUUCAUUGAAGAACCAUCAAGUUGUAACAAUAGAGGCACUGGGGUCUAUGAAGAAGGGUUUACACCCCAUACAACAGCGACUGGCUGAUUACAAUGGAAGUCAAUGUGGAUUUUGCAGCCCAGGCUUUGUCAUGCAGAUGUUUGGGCUUCUGAAAAACAAACCAAGUCCUAGCUUUCAGGACGUGGAGGAUAACUUUGAUGGCAAUGUCUGCAGAUGUACAGGCUAUCGAUCUAUUUUGGAUGCCAUGAAGUCUUUUGUCAAGAGUACAGACACAAAGCUGAGAGGUUCCUUUAUUGAUAUAGAGGAUUUGAUAAGCUGUCCCAAGAUAAGGACACCUUGUACUCGGAGCUCCUUGAGUGAAAUUGUAUCUUCCACUAGUCCAGCAGAGGGCACCACCAGCAUGCUUUUCUCAAAGGAUGGUCUCAAAUGGUACCAGCCAACAGAACUAACUCAGCUAUAUCUAUUAAUGCAAGAGCACUCGAGUGAAGCUGUCAAACUUGUACAUGGAGACACUGCCAAAGGAGUUUACAAGAAAGAUGGACCUUAUCAAGUUCUCAUUGAUGUAAAAGGAAUCCCUGAUCUUUACAAGGUCACUAUGGGACCUAAUGGUUUAAAGGUGUUUUCCAAUGUUACCCUGAGUUCACUCAUCGGCUACCUGAAACAGUAUUCUGACCAAUCACUGUCCUACAACGUUAUAGCUCGUCAUUUGCUCAAGGUUGCAAAUGGGCCUGUGCGAAAUACUGGUGGAUGGGCUGGAAAUUUGAUGAUGAAGUGGAAACACCAUGAGUUUGUGUCUGAUGUAUUUGUGGCCCUUGAAGUUGCUGGUGCUAAACUGACUGUUGGAGAUAUUGCAGAAUUAAGUACUUAUACGCCAGUGCAGUUUCUCGAUGUCAACAUGAAUGGAAAGGUUCUUUUAUGUGUGGAAAUCCCAAAGCUGGCAGAGUCUGAAAGGAUGAACAGCUAUAAGAUUAUGCCCCGAAUGCAGAACGCUCACACGUAUGUGAGUGCAGGGUUCCGGGUUCAGUUAAAGGCUUUGGAUAAGAAACAGUUAGUUGAAUCCAUCUCAAUGGUGUACACUGGAAUCAAUAAGACCUUCAUUCAUGCUGUUGCCACAGAAAAAUAUCUCCAAGGCAAAGACAUCACAGCCAAUGCAACUUUGCAAGGUGCCCUGACAACACUUGACAAGGAGAUAAUUCCUGAUGAAGAUAAUCCACUACUUGCAAGUGCUGAGUACAGAAAAUCAUUGGCACUUGGGCUUUUCUAUAAGUUUUACCUCUCUCUGUUGAGCGAAGGUGUUGUUUCACCUUGCAAUCGGAGUGCUACAUGUUCUUUGGAACGCCCUGUAUCCACGGGAAAACAAACGUUCAGCAGCAAACCAGAGGAAUAUCCUUUGACAAAGCCUAUGCCAAAAUUAAGUGCCUACAAGCAGACAUCUGGUGAAGCUGAGUUUAUCAACGACCUGCUGCCUCUUCCGAAUGAGUUAUUUGCAAUGUUCGUGCUGAGCACAGAGGGAAGUGCAACUAUUAGCAACAUUGACAGUACAGCAGCUAUGAGUGUGCCUGGUGCUGCUGCAGUGCUUAAAGCAAGCGAUAUACCUGGAUGCAAUACAUUUAUGCCUCCACCCUAUGAGGCUGAAGAGAUUCUGAGCAGUGGUCCUGUGCUGUAUGCUGGGCAGCCAAUCGCGCUGUGUCUUGCAGAUUCACAACAUCAUGCUCUGGAGAUGGUAGAAGUAGUGAAGGUCACCUACCAAGAUCAACAGCCACCAAUAGUGACCCUUGAUGAAGCUAUUGAGAAAAAAUCCUUUUACCCAUCGCCUGGAAAGGGAUUGCUUGUUGGACACCCUGAAGAUGCUAUUUCAGAAUCUCCUUGCAAAAUUGAAGGGGAAGUUAGAGCAGGUGAACAGUACCAUUUCCACAUGGAAACACAGAUUUGUCGGUGCAUGCCUACUGAAGAUGGUUUGGAUGUUCAGGCAGCGAGUCAAUGGUUGGACUUAGCACAACAAGCUAUUGCCUGUGCCAUUGGAAUACCUGCCACAGAUAUCAACAUCUCAGCUAAGCGUUUGGGAGGAGCUUAUGGAGGUAAAGCUACACGGGCCAAUUUAGUAGCUUGUGGUGCAGCAGUGGCUGCAACAGUCCUUUCCAGACCUGUUCGAUGCAUAAUGGACCUGGCCACCAACAUGAAAGCAGUUGGCAAACGCCAUAGUUAUAUUUUCAAAUACAAGGUGGGGUUUAAUGAAGAUGGUAAACUAAAUGGUAUUAUCAUUACUUACUAUGCUGACAAUGGAUGUAGCUCGAAUGAUAAUGAGGUUGGAGAAUCCCUCGUAUUUUCUGAUAAUGUAUACAAGUGUCAGAACUGGAAGCUGAUCCCUGUUGCACUUAAAACAAACCGAGCAGCUCACACAUGGUGCAGAUCUCCAGGUUCAGUACCCAACAUAUUUGUCAUUGAGACAAUUCUUGAACAUGUGGCCAAAUUUCUGAACUUGGAUCCAAUCGCUGUAAAGCAGAAGAACUUGUAUGUUCAAGGAGACAUCACACCACUGGGCUUCAACCUGCCCUACUGCAGCAUCCGGGAUCUUUACUCAACUCAGUUAGAAAAAGUGGAUGUGGCUGGACGCCUGCAAGCAAUUAAGAAAUUCAAUGCAGAAAACAGGUGGAAGAAGAAAGGACUGGCAGUGGUUCCCCUCAAAUACGGCCUGUAUUGGUCUGAAAGCUAUUACUUGUGUACUGUUUCAAUAUUCGCCAGUGAUGGUUCAGUCAUGAUUUCACAAGGUGGCAUUGAGUCUGGUCAAGGCCUUGAUACCAAGGUUGCUCAAGUGUGUGCCUAUGCAUUGGGGAUUCCGGUUAAUUCCAUCUCCAUAAAACCAACCACAACAAUCAGUAGCCCGAACUCUGGCCCAACUGGUGGCAGCAUGACCAGUGAACUUAACUGUUUGGGUGUAAAAAAUUGUUGUGAGAUAUUGAAGAAGAGAAUGGACCCAGUGAAGGAUACGCUUCCACCAGGUACCCCUUGGAAGGAUCUGGUGGCAGCCUGUUUUAAAGCCAAAGUGAAUUUGACUGCACAGUAUUGGGUAUGGCCUGAUGCACAGCCCAAAAGAGCCCCUCAGUAUAAUUCAUAUGGAGUGACUGUGGCAGAGGCUGACCUUGAUGUCCUGACUGGCGAGAACCAGAUUAGUCAAGUGGACAUACUGUUUGACUGCGGUGAAAGCAUGAACCCUGACAUUGAUAUUGGACAAGUUGAGGGUGCUUUUGUCAUGGGCAUGGGAUAUUGGCUGCUGGAGAAGAUGAUCUAUGACCCUAAGACUGGGGAGGUACUGAAUGCAGGGACAUGGGAUUACAAACCACCAUUCAGCAAGAGCAUACCGAUUAAUUUCAACAUUGAGCUUUUAAAGAAUGCUCCCAACCCAAUGGGUGUUCUUCGUUCCAAAGCCUCUGGUGAACCUCCCCAGUGUAUGUCCUGUGCCACGUUAUUUGCUGUGAAGCACGCUAUUGAGGCAGCACGUCAAGAUGUUGGGAAGGAUACCUACUUUCCAUUGAGUGGACCAGCAACAGUUGAUGUAAUCCAGGCCUGCUGCCUUGUGGACUAUAAACACUUUUCAAUUUGAAAACCCAUCAUCAAUUCCUGCUGCUACAUUGAACAAAGCUAAUCAUCUGCAUUCUUCCAGAAAUUGUUUUGUCUUUACCUGUAUUGUAUAAUACAUACAAUGUUAACUACAUAUCCAUACAGCCUAGAAUUUAAAGGUUUACUCUUCUACUGACUGUCAAUGCACCUUUAACACAGGUCUGCAGGUAAACUUAAUAUUGGAUGGUUUGCCCUUUCUCUGAGGUUUUUUCAUUCAUUUCUGGGACAUGGAGACGUUUUGCUGAAGUCACAGCAGAUGAAUACUCUAUUCAUUAUUCAGAGAGUAAUGAGUACAACAUUACUCAUCUAAAAAGAAAAACAAUACUUUUAAGAAGGUAAACUUAAAAUUGGCAAUUAAUGCAGUUUUUCAUUUUGAUUGAUGGCAUUGAUUUAUUAAAUAACUUGCUAGUUCAAAAUAUUCCAGUGGUUCCAAUGAUUAUUGUUCCAUAAUCAUCCUCAAUCGCUUGGAGGAGAAAGGAUGUUUGGAGUUAGGUAACAGCAAGGUUUUGUUAGUUUGAGUGCAUUAUUUCACCUGUGUUUGUAGCCAAACAUGGAGUUUACAGCAGCAGAGGAGGAGAUUCUGCUAACUACACCGAUAUGAACUGUUUGCCAAAGCCAUUCAAAACUAAUCCUGCAGACUGUUUCUCCUCUGAGAGUCCUGUUUCACCAUCUGCUUCGAAUAUUUAUCCUUUCCCGUCUUCAAGGCUGCAAUUGUCUGUCUCAACUGUCCCUGAGGCAAAUGCUCCAACAACUUCCUGCACAAAGAAAUUUCUCCUCAUACUUCUCUUUACUUUCUUAGUAAUCAAAGCAAUGCAUAAAUUUGCCAAAGGAAAUGAUCUUUCUUUUAUAUAACCUACAAAUAUUUUAACUUAAAAAACCUGUAUAUCUCUUCUUAGCCAUUUCUGCUCUCGCAAAAUAGGCCUGAUAUCUCAGAUUUCUCCAAAUAAGUACAAAUUCAGAACCUGACAUAAUUCUGCUGAAUCUGCACUGUACACACUCAAUGAUGAGAGUUAGAAAUGAGCCUUUCAAACCUUUGUAUCCCCACCCUUCACAGCACUAUAUUCAAAGCUGCUAUCAAACUGCAGCUGAUCAGGAAUAAGUUGCUCGGUGAUGCCCAGUUUGGAUUCGGCUGGGUCCACUCAGCUGCUGACCUCAUUACAGCCUUGGUUCAAACAUGAGCAAAGGAGCUGAAUUCCAGAGGGGAGGUGAGGGUGACUCCAUGAGACACCAAGGCCACAUUCAACUAAGUAUGGCAUCAAGGAGUCCCAGCAAAACUGGAAUCAAUGAGUAUCGGGGUGUAAAUUCUCUGCUAAUUGGAGUGAUACCUGUCACAGAGGAAGAUGGUUAUGGUUCUUGGAGGUCAAUAACCUCAACUUCGGGACAUCUCUGCACGAGUCCCUCAGGGUAGUGUCCUAGGCCCAACCACCUUCAGCUGCUUCAUCGAUGACCUUCCCUCCAUCAUAAGGUCAGAUGUGGGGAUGCUGACCGAUGAUUGCACAAUGUUCAGCUCCAUUCGUGAUUCUCCAGAUACUGAAACAGUCUGCGUUCAAAUGCAACAAGGUCUGGACAGUAUCCAGGUUUGGGCUAACAAGUGGCAAGAAGUAUUCACACCACACACCAAUGCCAGCCAAUGACCAUCUUUAAUAAGGAACAAUCUAACAACAGGCCCUUGACAUUCACUGGAUCUCCCACUAGCAACAUCCAAAAAUCGACGUUUCGGGCAAAAGCCCUUCAUCAGGAAUACAGGACUUUUGCCUGAAACGUCAAUUUUACUGCUCCUCGGAUGCUGCCUGAACUGCUGUGUUUUUCCAGCACCACUCUAAUCUAGACAGAAAUUGGAAUCCCCUACUAUUUUACCCUUAUAUUUUACAUUUCUCUGAGAUUUGCCUGCAUUUCUACUCUUCUACCUCUUCCUGGCUGUUCAGAGAUCUCUCUGUAGAAUUUUCUUUAUGUAUUAGGAUAGCCAAUUGUAGUCUAACCAUUGCCUUAUGCAACUAUUUAAGUUUCAACAAAUCAAGAAAGAAAUCAAUUCCAUUGUUAAGCAAAUACACAUGAAUCAUCAGCAUGCUGCAAGUUUGUUGCCAUUGCAACGAAUAUAUUCAUGUAAUCGUAGUCCGUUUACCUUAAUAGAUAAUGACUAACUACAGAGACCAUUCACCUUAUCUUGUACUCGCUUCAUAAUUUCACAUGAUGUGUACACUAACAUACUGUAUAUCCUUCUCAGCUUACCAAAAAUCUGUGUUAAUUUUUUAUACUCAUUCCAUGGAGUGAGAUCUAUAACCACAGUGAACAUUGAUUUGACAGCAAAAUUUAUGGGCAUUCGUCCCAGUGGCAAAUCCUACUAAGUGAUGUUUGUUGGCAACAAAUGGAACCAGCAGAGAUAAAUGUAUCUUGUAUGUGACAACAUGGUGGUGUCAUUUCCAAGCACAGAAUUAAAAGAUAGCUUGUUUAUUUUCAUUUUCCUUUACUUGAUCAAAAAAUUGAACUAUUGAAACAUAAUCAAGUUGCACACCACACAACAAAUUGAUGGAAAGAAAUAUUUGAUGAAGAUUCUUUUCCAAAGCAAAGGCCUUCAAUACACAAGGUCAAUAGAACAAUGCAAUGGGGGAAAAAAAAACAAUUGGUUGUAUUUGCACAAGAAUGGAUGAAUCAAGUAAUAGCAGGCAAGUACUUUCAUAGGAAGCCAAACUUGAUAUUGUAUUGGAAGGUAAUUAGUUGUUCAAAUGAAAACACCCUAUUGACCACAAUGCAUAUAAUACUUUCAGUGGGCAUACCUUUGAGUAUCUAUUGCAUAGAGGUUUUCACUGAUGUCAUGCACUGGAUACUGGCAUUUCAUGCAAAUAGAUUUAAUUUAAGAAAAAACUAAUUAAAACCAUUUUGACAAAUGGUCAGUUAGACUCGAAACGUCAGCUCUUUUCUCUCCUUACAGAUCCUGCCAGACCUGCUGAGAUUUUCCAGCAUUUUCUCUCUUGGUUUCAGAUUCCAGCAUCCGCAGUAAUUUGCUUUUAAUUAAAACAUGAUUAUAAUUGCACAUGAAUUUAAUAAAAUGUUUUUAAUUCA
Messenger RNA from Hemiscyllium ocellatum (epaulette shark), 7156 nucleotides. RefSeq lists its product as uncharacterized. Gene Ontology annotation, molecular function: oxidoreductase activity; iron ion binding; iron-sulfur cluster binding. The record is from RefSeq and is a predicted model, not a curated record. The transcript has 32 exons. Bases 183 to 4079 code for a protein of 1298 amino acids. NCBI's taxonomy places the organism in Eukaryota, Metazoa, Chordata, Chondrichthyes, Orectolobiformes, Hemiscylliidae.